AUGAAAUUUCAAAGACAGCAGAACCUUCUAAGGCAGAAAAAAUAUCUGAAAACAGAGGAAGCUUCAAAGGAAGAGGAACCUCCUAAGACUGACAACCCUUCUAAGAGUGAUGAGGAUCUAAUUACAGAGGUACCUCCAAAGAAAGAAGAGCCAGCAAAGACAGGUGAAUCUUCAGAGGCAGGCCAACUUUCAAAGAAAGAUGAAAUUUCAAAGACAGGAGAACCUUCUAAGACAGAAGAACCUCUGAAAACACAGGAACCUCCAACAAAAGAGCAACCUCCUAAGACAGACAAACCAUCUAGGAGUGAGGAGCAUGUAAAUAUAGAGGUACCUACAAAGAAAGAAGAACCUCCUAAGAGAGAGGAGCCAUCAAAGACAGAUGAAUCUUCAGAGGCAGGCCAACUUUCAAAGAAAGAUGAAAUUUCAAAGACAGGAGAACCUUCUAAGACAGAAGAACCUCUGAAAACACAGGAACCUCCAACAAAAGAGCAACCUCCUAAGACAGACAAACCUUCUAAGAGUGAGGAGCAUCUAAAUACAGUGGAGCCUCCAAAGAGAGAAAAAGUUUUCAAGAGAGAGAAGCCAUCAAAGACAGAUGUAUCUUCAGAAGCAGGUCAACUUUCAAAGACAGUAGAACCUUCUAAGGCAGAAAAAUCUAUGAAAACAGAUGAAGCUUCAAAGGAAGAGGAACCCCAUAAGACAGACAAACCAUCUAGGAGUGAGGAGCAUGUAAAUAUAGAGGUACCUACAAAGAAAGAAGAACCUCCUAAGAGAGAGGAGCCAUCAAAGACGGAUAAAUCUUCAGAGGCAGGCCAACUUUCAAAGAAAGAUGAACUUUCAAAGACAGCAGAACCUUCUAAGACAGAAGAAUCUCUGAAAACAGAGGAAUCUCUGAAAACAGAGGAAUCACCAAAGAAAGAGGAACCUCCUGAGAGAGAUAAACCUUCUAAGAGUGAGGAGCAUCGAAAUACAGAGGAACCUCCAAAGAAAGAAGAACUUCCGAAGAGAAUGGAGCCACCAAAGACAGAUGAAUCUUCAGAGGCAGGCCAACUUUCAAAGAAAGAUGACAUUUCAAAGACAGGAGAACCUUCUAAGAAAGAAGAACCUCUGAAAACUCAGGAACCUCCAACAAAAGAGCAACCUCCUAAGACAGACAAACCUUCUAAGAGUGAGGAGCAUGUAAAUACAGAGGUACCUACAAAGAAAGAAGAACGUCCUAAGAGAGAGGAGCCAUCAAAGACGGAUGAAUCUUCAGAGGCAGGCCAACUUUCAAAGAAAGAUGAACUUUCAAAGACAGCAGAACCUUCUAAGACAGAAGAAUCUCUGAAAACAGAGGAAUCACCAAAGAAAGAGGAACCUCCUGAGAGAGAUAAACCUUCUAAGAGUGAGGAGCAUCGAAAUACAGAGGUACCUCAAAAGAAAGAAGAACUUCCGAAGAGAAUGGAGCCACCAAAGACAGAUGAAUCUUCAGAGGCAGGCCAACUUUCAAAGAAAGAUGAAAUUUCAAAGACAGGAGAACCUUCUAAGACAGAAGAACCUCUGAAAACUCAGGAACCUCCAACAAAAGAGCAACCUCCUAAGACAGACAAACCUUCUAAGAAGGAACCUCCAAAGAAAGAGGAACCUCCUAAGACAGACAAACCAUCUAAGAGUGAGGAGCAUAGCGAAAACAAAGAUGUUGAAACAGCAGGAGUCAAAGCUGAUCAAGAUAAAAUACAGGAUCUAUUUCACAGACUUAACCUUGAAGGCAGACGCCACAAUAAACUGAGAGCUGCAGAUGCUCUUCAGAUAACUGAACAUUCGUUACAGUCUCAUGAGUCUUGUGUUGAAGAGGAGCUGGUUCAGACUUUUAUUGAAAAAAUACUGAUGAUGGACUACAGAGCGAGAUUCAUCAGUGUUAAAGAGACAAAUGAACAGGAUCAACAGAGAGAUGCUUAUUCGUCUGAAGAUGAGGGUGAUUUGUUUGAAUGUGUUCUUCACAUUACUUCGUCAAACACAGUAACAGGCCAAUCUGAGCGAAUCCACCCGAUGGAUGUUCAGAUGGCUGUGUUUCUUUCUGCUGAUGGUUUCCUGAAGCAGCUGAUGGUGACUAAACUGUCCCAGUGUCAGUACGCUCUGCCUCUGCUUGUUCCUGAUCCAGUCACAAAACAGAUUGAGUUUCCUCUCUGGACAUUCAGACAAAUCAACAAGAGCUGGAAGAUGAGAAAAACCAACAAUGAAACCAUCAGUAAAUCCCAGCCGAUCUACAAGGCACAAACUCCAAUGGUGUUUUUCUUCAGGUUUGACUCUGUGUCUUCAUCCAAGUCUCAGCUGAUGAACAGUCUGAUCAAUGAGAAACACAACACGUUCUUCCACAGGAACUGUCCAGGCAGCAGCAGAACCAGAGUCCUGAUGGAUGGAGUGGUGGAGAUCGCCUGGUUCUGCCCCUCUGGGAAAAACACAGAUCAAUUCACUGACUGUGUUGCGUUCUGUAAUCUACACGGUGAUGCAGGAGACCAUGAGAAACAGCUGCAGAUGCUCACUGAAAUGGCAUCAGUCAAUGUUGUUCUUCUAGCAAAACUAGACAGGAAUGACAGAAGUGCAGCAAUGAUGAAUAACCUGUUUGGAAACAAAAAGCCACUCAUUUGUCUUUUUACGGAGGAUGAAUUUACUGUAAUGAAGAUGAAGAAAAAAAAAAUCAAAAUCGGUUUGAAAUACAGAAAUCAGUCAGAUGUGUCUGAAGAACUUAGAAGAACUAUAAAUGAGUGCCUCUCAGAAACAUCUACCAAUUUCAGACUUGAAGAUGUGUCCAAACACUCAGAUAUCAGAGUAGAUGAGGAAGAUGAUGACUGCAGGAGAGGAAGAGAAGCAGCACAACAGAUGUUGAGUUUACUGGAGAAGAAAGAUCUGACAGAAAUCAAAGAAUCAUUUCUGCCUCAUCAGGGGAAACUGUGGCAUCAAUGGAGUCAGAAGAACAAAGAACUACAUCGACCUCAAGGAGAAGAAAUAAAAAUGGAAAUAAGUGCAAAAGCAAUACAAAUGAAUAAAAUACGAGGAAAACAGCAUGAAUCUGACAUGAGUGAGUUUAUGAAGAUAUUUAUUAAAGAAAUGAGCUCACAUAAUGAACAUGGAAAGAUGUUUUUCCUCAAAUGGCUCAGAAUCCUGUUGGAUGAACAUACAUCAAGUGACCUUUCUGCUCUUCUUCACAAAUAUGAUAAAGCAUGGUCAGGAGUCUUGAAACUGAAAGACAGCAGUAAUAAAUCUGAACGACAUGAAGCUAAACAAACUGAACUUGAGAAGAUAUCUGAGGAGCUUCAAGCUGCAGCCUUUGGUUUGGAGCACAUCAUGAGGGAGAUCGGUCAGAUCUAUGAAUCAUGUUCAUCUGUGCAGGAGAACAAGAAAGAUCUGGAGGUUCCCUUCUCUUCUCUCCCGAGUCUUGCAGCAGAGAUGAUGAUCUCUGGAUUUCCUCUGGAGCUGAUGGAUGGAGAUGCUGCUCAUGUUCCUGUGAUCUGGAUCUCUGCUGUUCUAGAUGAACUCGUCCAGAAACUGGGAGACCAGCGAGUCUUUGUGCUGUCAGUUUUAGGGAUUCAGAGCUCCGGGAAAUCCACCAUGCUGAAUGCCAUGUUUGGACUUGAGUUUGCCGUCAGUGCUGGAAGAUGCACCAGAGGAGCUUUCAUGCAGCUGGUCAGAGUCUCAGAUGAGAUGAAAACACAGAUGAAGAUUGACUUCAUUCUGGUUGUUGAUACUGAGGGUCUUCGUGCUCUAAAACUGUCUGGAAGAUCAACAAGAGAUCAUGACAAUGAAUUGGCCACAUUCGUCAUUGGAAUUGGAAAUCUGACCUUGAUAAACAUCUUUGGAGAAAACCCGUCCGAGAUGCAGGACAUUCUUCAGAUUGUUGUUCAGGCCUUCAUGAGAAUGAAGAGGGUCAGGCUCAAUCCCAGCUGUGUGUUUGUGCAUCAGAACGUUUCAGACGUCACAGCUGAAGAGAAAAACAUGGAGGGAAGGAGACGACUGCAGGAGACACUGGAUGAGAUGACAAAACUCGCUGCUAAAGAUGAAGUCUGUGAUGCAGAAUGUUUCAGUGAUGUCAUUAGAUUUGAUGUUCAGAAAGAUGUGAAGUAUUUUGUUCAGCUCUGGGAGGGCAGCUCACUAAUGUCACCACCAAACCCAGACUACUGUGAGAACAUUCAAGAACUAAAGGAAUCUGUUAUUUCUCAUGCUGCAAAAUCUCAUGGAAUUAUGCUGAAAGACUUAACAGUUCGUGUUGAAGAUCUCUGGAAGGCUUUACUGAGUGAACGAUUUGUCUUCAGCUUCAGAAAUUCUCUGGAGAUUUCAGCCUACAGGAAACUGGAGACUGAAUACAGCAAGUGGUCCUGGAGGCUACGCAGUGCCAUGAUGGAAACUGAGAACAAACUACACAACCAAAUAGAAAAUGAAGUAAUUCAUGAGGUUGAGAGAAAAUAUCUUGAAACCCAACUGAAGAAGACAAGUGAAGAAGUAGAACAAUCAAUGUUUGAUUUAAUUGAAAAUGACAAAGAUAAAGACAUACUGAUUCAGUGGAAAACAUCAUUUAAAAUCAAAAUCGAAGAACUUCAGGAAAACAUUGUGAGGGACACAGAAAAGAAACUAAAUGAGGUUCUUAAACAGCGAGACUUGAAGAAAGAGAUUGAUGCUCAGAGGAAACAUCGUGAAGACACUCUCUAUGAAAAGAGCAAAGAACUUGCCUUAGAGCUCAAAUAUAAAAAUAACAAUGAAGAAACAUUGAAGAAAGAGUUUGAUUCCUUUUGGGAACACUGGAUAAAGGAGAUCAUCACAGACACCUCUCCGAUAAAAGAAAUUAACAUAAUGAGAGAUGUGAGAGAGAUCCUCAGGGACAUCUAUGGAAGUGUUAUAGAUCACUUGAGGGAGAGCAAUGACUACAAUAAAGUUGUCACUGUGCAGAGUUAUUCAGAAUAUGUACAGUUUAAAAAAAACAGUGGAUUUAAAGGACAGGUUAAACAUGCCUUCAACUCAGCUUUAUGUUUUGAUCCUUUAUCUAAUGAGGAUGAAACCCAGAUAAGAUCAUUUGUCACAGAUGUUGUUCAGCAAACAGACAAAGAGAUUCAGUCAUUUAACAUUUCAAAGAUGGGCUACAACAAAAGCUGCAUUCAACAACUCACAGGUUACAUCAAGGCAAGAAUAAUACAACAUGAGGAAGGAUGCCUGAAAUAUGUGUUGAAGAAUGAAUUCUUUAUGGAUUUGGUUCUUUCCAUCUGUGAGAGAGCAAACAAGAUGAUCACUGAAGAACACACAAUGUUUACAGAAGCCAAUAAUCCUGUCAUAUAUGUUCAGAAAAAGAGAAAAGAGUACUAUAGUAUUUUCCAGAAAUACUGUCAAGGAGCAACAUCAGCUGCUAUUUGUGGUGAGAUCAUCUGUCAGAAACUGAAAGAGCCCAUUGAGCAGAGUGUCUACAAGAAGACUGCUAGAGAUCUGGCAAAUGAAAUGAGAACAGAAUGUCCAUCACUGAAAGAAAACCGAUUAAAACUGGAGAAGCACAUCUUGGAGACACUGGCAGAAGAGGAGGACUUUGACAAAUACAUUAACUACAUUCAUAAUCCCAGAGAUCACUUCAAGAGUUUCAUUAGAGAUGAAGUCAAUCAAUAUAUCACUGCUAAGUUCAGUGACAGUGUUUUACCCAAAAUGAUGGAGAACACUGAACUCCUGCAGCAGAAGAUCAUGAAAGCAGCUCAUGACUCUAUUGAACAAGUUCAAGAAAAGAGAGGAGAUAAAUCCACUAAAUAUGUUCAAGAGAACAGAGGAGAUGUUGGUUUGUGGUUAAAGAGUUUCACACAGCAUCUCUCAGAUGAGCUGAUCUUCUCUGAAAAAGACCUCAGUGGAGUGAAAUAUGACGAUUUUGAUUUCAAACUCCUAGAAGAUGUGAUGAGAAAAGAACUUGAUCAUGUGAUCUUUAUUUGUGAAAGUAGUUUCAACACAAAUACUUUUAAUGAAAAGCUGGACCUAAAGUUCAGACCAGAUGAGCUUCUGUUUUCUCAUUUCUGUCAGUGCUGUUGGGUUCAGUGUCCGUUCUGUGGAGCUUUCUGCACCAGCACAAUAGACAACCAUCCUGGAGAUCACAGUGUCCCUUUCCACAGAGUGACUGGAAUUAAAGGAACUUCUUACUAUCAAACAGAUGAUCUCUGUGCUGAUUUCUGCACAACUUUAGUGACAAGUAGAAAACAAUUUCGUGUUUCAGAUAAGAGUUUUCCAUGCAGUGACUACAGAAGUGCAGGAGGAGUUUAUGCAGAGUGGGACAUCACUCCUGACCCUCAUGGACUGCCAUAUUGGAAGUGGUUUGUGUGCACAUUCCAGGGAAAACUGGAAAAUCAUUAUAAUAAAAAAUUCAAGGAUCAGGGCGAGAUUCCACCUGAAUGGGGAAUGAACGAAAAACAAGCUGCUAUUCAGAGUUUGAACAAAAUGAUUGUUACAAACUAA
Carassius auratus (goldfish) is the source of this 6450-nucleotide messenger RNA. RefSeq names its product interferon-induced very large GTPase 1-like. The record is from RefSeq and is a predicted model, not a curated record. Gene Ontology annotation, molecular function: GTP binding. Lineage: Eukaryota; Metazoa; Chordata; Actinopteri; Cypriniformes; Cyprinidae.